Molecule: messenger RNA, 1052 nt
Organism: Micromonas commoda
Lineage: Eukaryota; Viridiplantae; Chlorophyta; Mamiellophyceae; Mamiellales; Mamiellaceae
Exons: 2
Coding region: 63-950 (295 amino acids)
Source: RefSeq, a predicted model, not a curated record
ACCCGCUGCCGCGACGCGAGUACAAGCUCGUGUCCGGCUUCGGCCCGCAGGUCAAGAGCACCAUGCAGUCCUUCCCGAGCCCGUCGUUCACCAAGGGCUCGAGGGAUGUCGAAGGAGAAAAGCUGUACAUAUCCGCGGAGCACUCGAAGGUGAUGUCCAGCACCAUCGGCCCGGGACCGAAGUACGACCCGCUGGACAGCGUCGGCGUCGCGCCGCUCUCCAUCAACCGCACGCUCCCGCGAGUCGGCUUCUCCUCCGUCGAUCGGAGCCUCAAGGGAACGACGGACGCGUCGAUGUUUGUCACCGAUCCCCUACGCAAACCCGGCGCUCCGCCCGGCCCCGGCGCGUACGACCACGAGGGCGCCGUGGGCAAGCAAUGUCUCUCCCCGAAGCCCUCCAAGCCCGCGUACACCAUCGAGAAGAGCAGCCGCGAGCAGGCGCAGAACGUCUACUCCAAAGAGGGGGAAUCGGGCUCGCUGGGUCGGAACGUCCCGGGGCCUGGAACGUACGCGGACAAGCUCCCGGGCUCCAUCGGACCGCAGCCGGACGUUUCGAGCUCACCCGAGGUGAAGUUUCCCAAGGACACCAGGUGGAAGGCGUCGGAGCUACCCCGAGGCGAGCGGCGGCCCGGUCCGGGCGAGCACAAGCUGCCGGACGGCGUCGGCAAGCAGGUGGUCAGCACGAAGACGUCGGAACCGACCGCGCCGUUCGGCACCACGACGCGCGCGCAGACGUCGAAGAUGUUCAUAAGCAAGGAGCACGAUAAGAGGGGGAGCGACGGCGCGCUCGGCCCGGGUCCGUGCGGCGGCGCCGCGAAGCCGAGGUCGAGUUUCGGAAAGGUGGCGAGUUCACGGGAGCGGAGCUCGCCCAGAGCCACGUUCACGAGGAGCACACGGUGGGAGCGGGAUAGGAACGCGGGCGACCCGGGUCCCGGCGCGUACAACGCGUGAGAGAGGCGCAGCCGCGGGGGGGGGGGAACGGGGGCGCGUGGGUGGCGUGAUUCUGAAUCAAGUAGUCUCAGGUUGAUAAAUAUGCAUUUUUGUUGUUCACCG